Molecule: messenger RNA, 1425 nt
Organism: Polistes dominula (European paper wasp)
Lineage: Eukaryota; Metazoa; Arthropoda; Insecta; Hymenoptera; Vespidae
Product: protein BTG2
Biological process (GO): negative regulation of cell population proliferation
Cellular component (GO): cytoplasm; nucleus
Source: RefSeq, a predicted model, not a curated record
UUGUGAUUGGAGAGGAAUAAGGAAAAGAAAAGAGAAGAGAGUCAAAGGAAAGUUCGUGGGAAAAAAAUAAACUUACCCUGAAAUUCCCUUUCUCAUUCGAGUUAGAGGGCCAACGUUUUUCGAUCGGUUUUCAUCAUCGUGUCCGUUGGUUUCUGAAAAGGACGACGACGAGGAGAGAGAUAUACUAGGAAGAGGGAAAAAGGGAGAGGGAGAAAACGAACUUGGUGGUGUGUGUGGCGUCGCAAGAGGUAGAAUCGACGUGGCUGGUGGCGGCGACGGCGCCAUUUUGUGAAUAUUUUCGCGUGCAACAGCAGCGGCAGCGGCAGCGGUAGCAACAGCAGCAGCAGCAAUUCCAAUUAAAAUUUGAAUCAAAGAAAAGAUUUUGGCAAAAUUGAUCGAUUUUCAAUAUCGCCGAAGAAAAAAAGGUGGUGGUUAUCGAGGGAAAAAUUGGUGAAAAGAUAAUUGAAUGGGAAGAAGGAAAGUGUCGGAAGAAGAAGAAGAAAAGAAAAAAAGGAAAGAAAAGAAAAGAGGAAAGACAAGAUACAAUACAAUAAUAAAUCCAAUAGAAAGGGCAUCAUCAAGCAACAUUAGUUGCAGUGGUGGGAUCGUAAAAGAUUCAAAUAAUAUAUUGCUUUUGUGAAUAAAGAGAGGAGAGAGAGUUGUGGUUGUGGGGGUAGAAGGAAAGAAGCAUUUACAAUAAAGAAAUCCAUAAUAGAUAUUAAAGAUGAGAUUGGAAAUAGUUUCGGCGGCGGAUUUUUUGGUCCACCUGCUGCGCCUGCAGGCUGGACAACUUUCGGAGCGACAGCUCGAAAUGUUCAAGUCAUCGUUGACGGAGGUGUUGCGGCAUCGUUACAGAGAUCAUUGGUUUCCCGAUCGUCCAAAUCGUGGCUCCGGUUAUCGUUGCAUACGGAUUAAUGGUAAAAUGGAUCCCGUUAUUGCACAGGCCGGUGCUAACGUUGGAUUAUUACCGGCUGUAUUGCACAGCUUAUUCCCCAGCGAAUUGACGAUGUGGAUCGAUCCGUCGGAGGUCUCUUAUAGGAUCGGUGAAAAUGGUUCUAUAUGUGUAUUAUACGAACGUACCGAGCCUGAUCCUGAGGAAACAACAACAUCUUCCCAUCAACAUCAUCAGCAACACCACCACCAACAUCAUCAACAACACCACCACCACCAACAUCAGCAGCAUCAUCAACAACAUCAGCACCAUCAGCAUCAGCAUUCCCGUUCUUCUCAUCAUCACCACCACAAUCAUCAUCAUCACCAACACCACCAGCAUCAGCAGCAACAACAGCAACAACAAUUUGAAAGCUGCAAAGACUCCCUAUUGCUCGAGCACACGCAAUUCAGCGAGCAAAUAGCGGCGUUCGUUUCAAGUUGAAGAAUUUAAUAAUAAUAUUAACAAAUAUGAAAGAAAAGAUAAAUACAAUA